AUGUUCCAAAUUAAUUGGCACUCUCAAGUGCUCCAAGUGCUGAAAAGUCACCACGCUAAUUGUGUUGACUUGACCACUAAAGAGAUCGACUAUUUCGCCGAAAACGGUGACAACAAAUGGGUUUCUCCAGCAUGCUGUAGACAUGGUAGAGUUACUCAUAGCAACUGGUCGUCCUCAUCAACUAGUGCUCGACCAGCGGACUUCCCUCAUUGGUCUGACGAAGCGAGUGCUUCCGAUCCUCUAGCACUCAUUUUGUGUUAAUUGUCGAACAUGGCCAAUGACAUUAAAGACAUCAAUAACUCACAAACACAACUAAGCAACGAUGUCUCCCAUUGUAUGUCAUUGCUACAACAGCAUUCGGCUUCUAUUGUUCGCCAUGACGAACUGAUCUCUAAUUGUAACGCUAGUAUUCAGCAACUCCAAAGUGCGCAAGCAUCUAUCUUAUCCAACAUUUCGAACGUUGAAUCUAGACUGACCAAUGCACUGAUAAAUGUUAGAUCGUUGAAUACCAACGCUAAUAAUAUCCCAUCAU
Acanthoscelides obtectus is the source of this 532-nucleotide messenger RNA. NCBI's taxonomy places the organism in Eukaryota, Metazoa, Arthropoda, Insecta, Coleoptera, Chrysomelidae. The record is from the annotation of a GenBank genome assembly.